CUCUCUCUCUCUCUCUCUCUCUUUCUCUCUCUUUCUCCCCAUUGACUCACUCACUGACUCUCUUUCUCACACUAUUUUUCAGUGACAUUACUGUAUUGAUUGGUUUACUUUACAUUACAUUACUAUUGCUAUACAUUUUUAUAAGCCGUACUCUACAGUACUGUAGAGUUGUUAUUACACUAACAGUAGUAUAAUAUGUAUUAAUACAGUAUUAUUACAACAGAGUCUCUCUGAUGGCUAUUAAACCAUAAUAUUUAGUGCAAUCAAAUCGGUUAUCAAAAUUUAAUGGAAGUAUUAAUAAUAAUACAAUCGUUAAGAUGAAAACGAUACCAAACCAUAAUGUGAGUGACCAUCGAGUGCUGUGUAUAUGACUCUACAAAUUCUGAGAUCAGAUAACAUAUUAACAGAUUAAGCUGAUCCACACACACAUACAAAACAAACCAUGAUGUCAAUCAAUGAUUGUCGAUCGAUGAAUAACACCACUGAUGAUUGCGUCCGCAAGACUAUCGACAACUGUCUGGCCAUUCAGGCCAUGAUCGACAUCAAUGCCAAACAUUUGGAAGGACUUCGUACUGAGUGCUCGAUCACCGCCGAGUUGACCCAAAACGAGAUCCGCACUCUCGAGUCAAAACUCGUCAAACUAUUUAGCAGACAGUUGGCGGCCAAACGCAAGUGUCGCGGCAGUCAUGAGAUAAUUGAACUCAAGCCAUAUCCACAUCUGAGACAAUGGCUUAGGAUUGUCGGUUUAAGCGACAGAUCUAUCAAUGUGAUAUGCAAUCGGGUCAUGACUUUUGAUGCGUUACUCAAGUCAUCAGAACAGCAGAUGAAAGAGAUAUUACAUGAGAAUGAAUCGCGUGAGGAAGAGAUCCGGCGAAUAUUGACGGCACUCAAGAGUCUUAAGCUGUCCAUUGAUAAGGUGAUGGCCGGUGAGCUACUGCUAGAUGAUCUACAUUGGGAUUCAUGGGACAGAACCAAGUCGACAACCAAUACAAACACCAUGACUUCCUCAGCUUCGGCGUCGCCACGUAUUACAAGAAACCGAACAAUGCGAACAUCGGUUCCAUCGGAAGAUAUACUUAAAAACAAUAGUCCAUUAUCUCCGCCACAAUCUGCAGGACUUUGGUUUCCACAAACUGGUUCCUAUAUAUUGAACUCAAACCUGACGUCGACCACUAACUCAAUGGACAGUCGACGGCCAACACCUCCGCCAACGCCGCCGAUAAUCAACAAAAACAAUUCAAGACAAAAGUUUCCGACAACACCGCCGCCUGGGAAACGCAAUCUACUGGUCGAUCCGUUUCCGUUGACCAAAAGCAAGUCACAUGAAGAACAUUUGGCCCAUCGUAUCGAACCAUUAGAUCCUGCGGUCGCUAAUCAAGUGCUACUCAAGUAUAUAACCAAUGCUUCGCAUAAUCAUCACAAUAGUUUAGACAACUUGGGCCAAACAACACACCGCCGUCGGCUGCAAACCGAACCCGGAUUAGGUCACUCGUCGCCCAUCAUGAUGUCACCGUCGAGGUCGCCUCCAGUGGCCAGUCCCGAUCAGCAACAUGACAACUGUUUUGUCGACACGCCUGUCGCGCCCCGCAGUCCGCGAUCGCACGGUAUGGCGCAUUCCAUACAUCAUCGGUUUAGUACAACAAUGAAGAUUAAUAGUACGUGCAAUCUGUGCGAAAAGCCGAUGUUUAUCGGCUAUAAGUGCAAAGAGUGUAAAUACAGGUGUCAUCGCGACUGUGUCGACAAAGUGCCCAAUUCAUGUGGUUUGCCCAACGAGUUUGUCGACAUUUUCAAGCAGAGCAUCAACAAUGAAGAACGCCGGUCGCCAAUCGUCUUAAGUCAUGCCAUACCGAACAUGAGCGUCGGCGGCGGCGGCAGUUCGAGGUCUCAAAGUGAAAUACUCGGCCGCAAAGUACAUAAAAAGCGGACCCAUUAUAACCAACCCAUGAUAAACCUGCCCUCAUUUGCCGGUCACGACUCCUCGUCCAAUACAUCGUCGUGUAAUUCCUCAACGCCAUCAUCGCCAGCACUCAUCUAUCCAUCGAUGCCAUCCUCGCAGACUACGCCUCAGUCCGCAUCCCGUAUACAACAGUUCCAGUUUCCAGAGAUAACCAUUCCAUACGGUGACGGAUAUAAUAAUACUAAUAAUAAUCAUAUUAAUACUAAUGAUGGUAGUAUUACCAUAGAAACGAAACCAUUUAGUGAAAGUGAAGUGAUUGACACACAAAAGAGUACAGAUAGUGAUAAAACAGUGUCCGGUACUUCGGGUUCCGGUAGUACAGAUUCAGAGAAAACUUUGGCCGGACGUGUCGAUAGUCAAGAUAGUCAGGCCUCGGAUCUCGAUCCGAACGAUAAGUCGUGGCCGCGACAAAACAGUUUAACGCUUCGCGAAUGGGAUAUACCGUUUGACGAGCUUAAGAUCGAGGAGGCCAUUGGUACCGGUAGGUUUGGUACUGUGUUCAAAGGCAAUUGGCACGGAUCAGUGGCCAUCAAACGGUUAAACAUGAACAACGUUUUGGAUGAUAAGAAAACAAUCGAAUCCUUCAAACAAGAAGUGGCCACUUUUCGCAAGACCCGUCACGACAAUCUUGUGUUGUUUAUGGGCGCCUGUAUGAAACCGCCACAUCUGGCUAUAGUGACCUCACUGUGCAAAGGCAUGACACUAUACACACACAUACAUCUGCGUCGCGACAAAUUCAAUUUGAACCGUACAAUCACUAUCGCGCAACAGAUUUGUCAGGGAAUGGGUUAUCUUCACGCGCGCGGUAUUGUCCACAAAGAUCUUAAAUCGAAAAACAUAUUCUAUGAAAACGGCAAAGUCGUCAUAACUGAUUUCGGACUGUUUUCUGUGGCUAAACUCUGUGUCGGCAACAGAAAGGGCGAUUGGCUAACAAUACCGAAAGGAUGGCUCUGCUAUUUGGCGCCAGAGAUAGUCCGUAGUCUACGAAUUCAUAGCGAACAGGACACUGAAGAACUACCAUUCUCUACGGCUACCGAUGUCUAUGCUUUUGGAACCGUAUGGUAUGAGUUACUAUUAGGCGAGUGGCCAUUCAAGGGACAACCAUCGGAAGUGAUUAUAUGGCAAGUGGGCAAAGGAGUGAAACAAUCGCUGAUGAAUCUUCAAGCGUCUAAAGAAGUCAAGGAUUUAUUAUUGAUUUGCUGGUCAUUUAAGUCAAAUGAGAGGACAGAGUUUAGUAAGUUAUAUGAAAUACUGACGCGUUUGCCAAAGAAACGAUUGCAAAGGAGUCCAUCACAUCCCAUACAUCUGUUGAGAUCAGCUGAGUCUCUCUUCUGAUAGAAAUACACAGACAGAGAGUAAUAUCAUCGUUGGUUAACAAAUACAGUAGAUUUUAUGAUUGAUUGUAAUAUCAAUUUAAUUAUUUUGUCGUUUAUUCAGUUUAUAGUUAUAUAUCUGUAUA
This is a messenger RNA of Oppia nitens, 3416 nucleotides long. RefSeq names its product kinase suppressor of Ras 2-like (gene ksr). Gene Ontology annotation, biological process: protein phosphorylation. The transcript is spliced from 8 exons. Gene Ontology annotation, molecular function: ATP binding; protein kinase activity. The coding region runs from base 443 to 3292 and encodes 949 amino acids. The record is from RefSeq and is a predicted model, not a curated record. Lineage: Eukaryota; Metazoa; Arthropoda; Arachnida; Sarcoptiformes; Oppiidae.